AACCCCGUCUUCUUUUACAAUUCGGCAUCCUCUACGAUCCUCUUCCCAUUUUUUCCCCCACACCGCCUUUGUUUUGUGGUUGCCGUCGACAACGCGAUUCGGUCGCCGAUUCCUUUGACCCGCCUCAUUUCCCACACACACACACACACACACAUAUCUCAGCGAUGUCUGAGGUACACUCCAGAUCAGCCGCCCCUCGCGGCAGAGGCUCUGGUCGCGGCGGCCGAGGCGGCUUUGCGACUCGGGGAGGAGGUCGCGCCCGGUCUGCCGCCACCAAUGGCGAUUCCAAGCAUGACACAGAUUCGUCUCUGCCGACACUCGAGGACGAGGGCGAGAUUGGAGAGCUGAAGCAGAAGUAUGGAAGCAAGGUCGCAGUCAUCAAAGAAAUGUUUCCGGACUGGUCCUCCGUCGACAUCCUAUUCGCCCUGCUAGAGACCGACGGUGACGAGAACUUGGCCGUCACCCGCAUUGCUGAAGGAACCAUUUCACAAUGGGGCGAAGUUUCAAAGCCCAAGAAGGACCGCGCGCGUCUCAAGGCCAAGGCCGAUACUUCUACGAAUACAACUGGCGAUUCAGCUCCCACGGGUGGGACCAGGAAUGCCCGAGGUGGCCGUGGUGCCGACAGCGGUCGCGGCCGCGGUAGAACCACUGAGCGCGGUGGUCGUGGUGGUGCGCGUGGCAAGUCGACUCAUGGCACAGCGAAUGGCACCCGAUCCAAGGACAACGAACCUCUCUCCGUCCCGACCGAAGAAGCAUCCGAAUGGAAUACUAAGCCAGCUGAAAAAUCGGCUGCAUCGGGCGAACCUCCCGCAGCAGACUCCGCUCCUGCUACGACAGCUCCUGCUCCGAGCACCACAACCACAACCACAGCCACAGCUGCGAAGCCUGCCACAAUCCCCGAAGGCACAAAAACCACCUGGGCAAGCAUGUUGCGACAAUCAACCGCCCCGAAACCGGCACCGAGGCCGAAAGAAGCUCCCCCCAAGGCUCCCGAACCUGUCAUCGAGCCCUUGCCCCCUGCUGAGCCGACCGAACCUGAGCCCGAGGCUUCGGCUCCUGUCGAAGAACCUGCCCCCGAACCGGAGAAGGAGGCACCCCCCGCUCCUCCUGCUGAACGCGUUACACCUGCCGUCCCUGUUAUCCCCGCGGUACCGGCCGUUCCUAACGUUGUCGUCCCCGAGGUUGCAUUGGCGCCGUCGAAUGAUAAACUUACCGAAACCAAUCUUGACAAGGUCAAGGAUGAUUCACACCCCCCCCUGACUGAAACUGCCGCCAGUGAGGCUGCUGAUUCCUGGGACCCGCAAGCUACGGGUCCCGGUGCGACAGGCACGCCUCUCUCGGCUUCGCAACAACAGCACCAAGCUGGCCGGACCGGUGCCACAAAGCCGUCAGCUCGCGCGCCUGCCCACCAUGCUCGCCGUAUGCUUGAUCAGCGUGAAGCCGUUCGCAUGCCUGGCAACCGUGAUCAGGUUGACAGGGCCGCCGUCCAGUUCGGUGCUUUCAGCCUUAAUGGCUCCAUUGAAGACGACGUGGACGGCGACCGCGAAGAGCCCGUGACUCGCCCCCAGCCUCCCGAAGACUCUCCGGUUGCACACCCCCGGACAUCUCUCCCUCCUGCUCAACCCACUCCUGUCCCCGAAGCAUUCUCUUCCCAGAAGCCGGCGGCUGCCCAAGCUUCCACAGGAACUGCCGCUGCUGCGCCUUCCGCACCGCAGGCCAAUGCCCCUUCUACCUCUCAGGCCGCCGUACAGCCGCCUGCUGCACCGAGCAACCAGCAGUUUGGUCGCUUCGGCCAACCGGCCUCCCAGGAAGCCUCCUCCUUCCCCAGCAGCAAGCCUUUCGAGCCGUUUGGGCAACAGCCAGCCGUUGCCUCCGCCACACAUAACCAGUUUGACGGAGGAUUCCAGGGCCAGGGACAAGCGGCGCAGCCGCCGAGCCAGCAGCAACCUGGAGGGCCGUUCAGCUCCGCCCCUGGCGAUUUCUCGUCGUACUACACGGCGGAUCAGAACCGCUUCAACUACUACAACCAGAACUUUGGCCAGCAGCAGGCGGCCCAGGGCCAGCAGGAUGCCCUGCCGUCUCAACCCCAGCGUUCGUUCAGCGGGUAUAACGCGCCCCAGAACGACAACCUCAGCCAGUAUCCUCAGAGCGGUGCUCAGCACGGGCAGUCUCGUUUCGGCGGCACCAACAACAACGAGUCGCAGAUCAGCGGCACUCCCACGCCUGGGCAAGCUACCACUCAGGCUCAGACCGGCCCGACUGCGCAGGCCCAGUCACACGCCCAGCAGCCUCAUGACUAUCCCUAUAGCAGCCACCCCUACUAUCAGAACCCUUACUACUCCGCCUACAUGAAUUAUCAAGGGGGCUACAACCAGGGCGCCUACGGCGGCCCGUAUGGCAAGGGCGGUCUGAACUACCAACCUAGUCAGUACGGCAUCACCCCUCAGGGUCCUCACGGAUACUCGUCUCCUGCGGCAGGGUUCGGCCAGUCUGCCCUGCACCGGGACAGCGGUGUGGGUGGCGGCCUGGGUGACUAUGGCCGUGCUGGCUCGACCCAGGCGGGCCAGCAGGGCCUCGGUGGCGGAUUCGGCGGCGUUCAUGACACAUUCGGUCGCGGCGGCUCUGCCUAUCAGUCUCAAGGCGGACAGUCGUUCAACGCUCCCGGCUCGCAGCCCGGCGCCGGCCCGUCAGCGGCCGACGAUCUCAAGCCCUUCGGAGACUCCAAGGCUGCCGGCGGACCGAGUCCGUCGCUCGGCGCUGCCGCCCGUCCGGGCUCUGCGACGAACAAUGCGCCCUCGCAGACCGGGCUUCCGCCUCCCCAGUCGAACCAGCAAGGCGGCCUCGGUGGCAUGGGUGGCUACGGUUAUCCGAGCCACAUGCAGCAGGGCCACGGUUUGCACGGCAGCCAAUCUGGGGCCGGCGGCUACGGCAUGAGCGCCAGCGGCGCCCAGAGCCACCAGAACACCUACGGCGCCGGUUAUGCUGGCCAGGGCUUCGCCGCCGGCAGCUACUACGGCAACCCGCCUCGCGGCUGGGGUAACAACUACCACUAGGGGAAUGGCAAAGAUGGUCCCCGCACCCCGGAGCAAGCCGGACAGUUUGCUUCAUUGAUAACGGAAGGCGCAGACAUUUCCAUGGAAAAGCCUAGAUCGAUCUGAUGCAUGCAAGGGUUAGGAGAGAGGCGAUAAGAAACCAGAAUGGGAGGAAGCCGAAAUACCGGGGAUAUCUAAUUGUCGCCGAGGUCCACGUCCGUCGCCGUUGUCUGCGAAGAAGACGAGCGGACUCUUUUCCAUAGGCGAAGAAAUGCGAGUCGAUGAGCUCUGACUGGGAGCUCUAACUCCACUCUCUGCUCUUUUCUCUCUUUCCUUUCUUUUUUUCUUGCAUCUGUGUACGAUUUUCCGGUGGUGGUGGGGAUGAUGGCGUUGGGACGUGUUUCGGGGUCUAUGCCAGUGUGUUUUUUUGGUUGCGUUUGUGUUAAGGUCAGAAAGAAAACAAACUGUCUUACAUGAUCUCUCAUCAACGGGUUAGGGCGGGACGGGCUGGAUGGAUGGGUUGGUGAUUUUGGUGUGGCUGUCAGUCAUUAUCAAGGGAAUCAAUCAAUCGAUCAAUUGGGUUUGGGUGGUUUCAAAGGACACACAACCUGGCAAUCAAACAAGCAUGGCAGUGGUAAGGAGGGCUAUAAUCUCUCUAUGGUGCACCGACUCAUCCACUGGGAAAGGGCAAAAACAGGGAACAGGGAAAAGCAAACUGUGAACGGAUUUGGUGCUCUGGUGCUUCCUGAUUCUGGGCGGCGGCCUGACUCCUAUUAAUCUCGUAAUGCUUUCUCCUGCCAUCUCGCUCGUUUGUUGUCGAGGUCAUUAGCAGACAAUCAAAUCACCAGAUUGACACGAGCACUG
This is a messenger RNA of Thermothelomyces thermophilus ATCC 42464, 3896 nucleotides long. RefSeq lists its product as uncharacterized. The record is from RefSeq and is a predicted model, not a curated record. The coding region runs from base 165 to 3053 and encodes 962 amino acids. Gene Ontology annotation, molecular function: ubiquitin binding. NCBI's taxonomy places the organism in Eukaryota, Fungi, Ascomycota, Sordariomycetes, Sordariales, Chaetomiaceae. The transcript is spliced from 4 exons. Gene Ontology annotation, cellular component: cytoplasm; nucleus.